AUGAAGGAUCUGGGAGAACUAAAGUUCUUUCUAGGUAUUAAAUUUGAAAGGUCUAACAAAGGGAUCCUAAUGAGUCAGAGAAAAUAUGCUUUAGAGUUGAUCUUUGAAACAGGUCUCAGUGGAGCAAAGCUAGUAAGUACACCUAUGGAGCUCUACCAAAAGCUGAGUACUAUAGAAUAUGAUUUAUCCUUCAGAAAAGGAAAUGCUACUGCUGAUGAAGUGCUAAGAGAUCCUGGUGUUUAUCAAAGACUAGUUGGGAAAUUACUAUACCUAAUUAUGACCAGACCUGACAUCGCCUUUGUCGUACAGGUUUUAAGUCAAUUUAUGCAUUGUCCUAGAAUUUCUCAUAUGGAGGCAGCAUCAAGAGUAGUGAGGUAUAUAAAGAAAGCACCUGGUCUUGGACUACUUAUGCCUGCAAAAGACACAAAGAAUCUGACUGCCUACUGUGAUUCUGAUUGGGAAGCUUGUGUAGAAACAAGAAGAUCAGUAACUGGCUAUCUGGUGAAAUUUGGAAAUGCCCUAGUAUCUUGGAAGUCCAAGAAGCAAAGCAUUGUCUCCAGAAGCUCAACUGAAGCAGAAUUCAGGAGUAUGGCCUCUUGUGCAGCAGAGGUUAAUUGGUUUAUAGGGUUAUAUGCAGAACUAGGAAGAAAAGUGUGUUUGCCUAUGAAGUUAGUAUGUGACAGCAAGGCAGCAAUCCAAAUUGCUGCAAAUCCAAUCUUUCAUGAGAGAACAAAGCAUAUUGACAUUGAUUGUCAUUUUGUGAGGGAAAAACUAUGUGAAGGAAUGUUGAAGACUAAGUAUGUACAUACUGAAGAUCAAUUGGCAGACCUACUAAAUAAGUGUCUUGGAAAAGCUCAACAAGAGUAUCUGUUAAACAAUUUUGGGUUGAAGAAUGUGUAUCAAUCAUCAGUUUGA
This is a messenger RNA of Nicotiana tabacum (common tobacco), 915 nucleotides long. The record is from RefSeq and is a predicted model, not a curated record. Lineage: Eukaryota; Viridiplantae; Streptophyta; Magnoliopsida; Solanales; Solanaceae.